AUGCGAAGUCUUAGCUGCAAGGUCAUUGAGUUGCCAUCAGGGAUGCCUCAAACUAGUUCCACUUCAAUGGAAGAGUUGCCUCGUCUCCUCUGCACAGCUCAGCGUGCUCUACACUUUCAAAGCCACCGUGUCGCUGUACGCAGUCCUGACGAUUUUGUGGUCAGUUGUUGCCGCUCUCUGCCGCUCCGCUACUUCCUCUCCGUUCACAUCGCUUCCAUUGUACGCUUCGGUCAAUCCCUUGAAGAGUGCUACAAACAUUGCGCGAUCCUCUGCUUCGACACUGAGAUGCUGCACAAAUCGAAGGCAGCUCUUCCUAUAAAGCACGCGUUGAGUACUUCCUUGUCGAUUUCAGCCUCUCUCUCCCUCUCCUUCUACGCUGUCCAGCGCUGCGUGCAUUUUAUUCAUUCACUUCACAACUAUCCAUCCACUAGACAUCCACUUCCAAUGGGUGAAGGGGAGGAGCAGCGUACUCCAAAGCAAAGCACUCAGUCAAGACCAGCAGGA
This is a messenger RNA of Hydatigera taeniaeformis, 504 nucleotides long. Lineage: Eukaryota; Metazoa; Platyhelminthes; Cestoda; Cyclophyllidea; Taeniidae. The record is from the annotation of a GenBank genome assembly.